CUUGAGCUUGGACUUCAAGAUCUCUGCAAAAGCGGAUUUGUUCUCUUGGACGAUGUAUUGACCUUGAAGGCGAUUCAAGCACCAAUGCAGUGGUGUCUUUUGCAGGUCCCGUUCAGGCACAGCCUUCGCCCCUCCGCCAAUGGCAAUAGCUUCAGAGCCCGCCAGCAGAAGUGAAGACAUAAGCUAGUUCAGCAGCCCUUACAUCAAACUUAGCACGCCUUCAACUCUCGCACAGAAAAGCCACCACUUGAAACGUCCAACCUCUUUUCUCUGCAUUGCGCUAACUCUGAGAUCUUGACGGUCAAUGGCUGGCGCGGCGGCUCACACAUUAGUGCGGGGCGCGUGCGCCCCAACAGGCACUCCCCAACAAAGGAGAGAGCGAAGCACACUCGGUAGCCAGAGCCUGUUGCUAAGCCCAGGGGGCAACCGGAGGUUUGAUUGCACCCACCAUAGAAAAGGAGCGCACACACCGCAAUUAGCAAAGGGCCUCUUAGGACGCCAGCUCAGCAAUGCUGCGGCCGAUUUGAGAAGACCAGGCAGCCAACGAAACCGCGCCGCACAAUGCAGCUUCGUGACAGCGUCGGCGCGCGGGGUUGCAAUGAAACUAGUCCCGUCGCUGCGCACUGCCCUCGGCGCCCACAUUUCACACCUAGCUUUCGCCGCCCUUGCCGUUGCCUACUGGCACCUGAGCGCCCCGCUCCUCUCCCUCCUCCGCCGCCUCAACCGCUCUGACCCUGGCCUAUCCAACCCCUCAAACCCUCCCCAAACCCCGCCCCCCUCCACCGCCCUAAUGAGCACGGCCCUCCUCCUCCCCGCCGCCUACCCCGCCGCCGUCUCCGACUUCUGCCGCUCCUUGCGCAGGAACCCGACGUUCAUGUCGGCGUUCAUUGCCUGGACGCUCGCGCAGGGCCUGAAAGUGGUCACGACGCUCUACAAGGAGGGCCGUCUCGACAUCAGGAAGCUGGUCGCGUCCGGCGGCAUGCCGUCGUCGCACAGCAGCCUGUGCGUGGCGCUGACCACGAGCGUCGCGAUCGUGCACGGGGUCUCGGGGACGCUUUUCCCGGUGGCGCUUGGGUUCAGCUUGAUUGUUAUGUACGACGCGGCGGGGGUGCGGCUGCACGCUGGGAAGCAGGCUGAGGUUUUGAACCGGAUGAUUGAAGACAUGUACGAAGGCCACCCAGUCGGCGAAAUAAAGUUGAAGGAGUUGCUGGGUCACACGCCACUCCAAGUCUUGGGUGGAGCGGCUGUGGGCCUGCUAGUGGCGUUGUGGUACCCGCAGAGCCGGUUCGCAGUUGUCUAGCAUCUUGGUUCACCCGCUGGAAAACGGUCACCCUGUUUGGUAUGAUUCAUUGAGAAACUGUAAGCCAUUGCAGGUCGCUUUUGAUUCUUUUUCAUACCCGCUUGAGCAAUGUGGCGGUACAUACACACACUUUUGAUUAAGACGAGAUGUCGUAAGAAGCCGACUUCUCUCUAAUGAGAUUCAGAACCAGCUGAGAUAAGGAGAAGGGGCAGCGGGCUUGGCGCUCUGCCUGGCGAUGCGAGAGUCAUUUGCAACAAUCUAGGUCCACUUAUUUACGAACGGGCAGAUUCUUUGAGCAUCGGCAAAGGUGGUUACUGUUCCAAAAUUGAAAGGGUCUUGUUCACGACGUAUGUAGUGGUAGAGUUUGUCACACUGUCAACACUCACCUUGGCACUUUCAACGUAAUGCUCACAAGAUAUCCAAGAGGCGGCUUCAAUCAGACCGGAGCUGUUGUUAGCGAGGUCUUAUCCCAACCAAGGCCAGGCG
Messenger RNA from Klebsormidium nitens, 1786 nucleotides. The record is from the annotation of a GenBank genome assembly. Lineage: Eukaryota; Viridiplantae; Streptophyta; Klebsormidiophyceae; Klebsormidiales; Klebsormidiaceae.